GUUUUUAACUUUGUCGGAGCACAUACAACGCCUUCACUUCAUAUCGCUUCCCUUCAUUCAUUAUCCACUCUCAAUUGAGUUAUUUUAUCUAAAUAUUUUUUAUUCUCUUUACGAAUUCAUUGAGAAUCCUGAAGAAAUGACUCGUCCUAAUAACGUGAUGAGCCUGUUGGAGCAGCAGCUGUUCUGGAAAACACUCUUUGAAGAGAAGAAAUUUGCCUCGCAAUUACCUUCGCUAGCAGCAAAUCACGUUGAUGGCGUCACUUACGACGAUUUACCAAAAUAUGGCAAAGUGCAAAUCGUUGUUCAGGCAGCAUCUAGUCUAGGCGAUAACUUUAUGAGCGACACCUUCACCAUUUCGGCUAAAGUGACGCGAUGCGACACGAUCGAAACCUUGCAAGCAUUCACAAAGGUGCUUCCAUCAAAUCUGAUGCUUCGCCUUGCGGCUUACGAAUCCCGAACUCAUCACCACGAGAUGCACAUGUACCUUCAUUUCUUCAGUCUCUUGCAAGGAAUGCACGCUGGACAACAGAUCCCAUUAGAUAUUCCGGACAUCUACUACGUUAACAUUGAAGAACUCAUCCCUGGCGAGACGGACGGAUCGGGUACUUGUAUCGUCCUCGAGGAUCUUUCAACGCAGGGCUAUUGCAUGUCGGAUAAAUUUGGCGGUGCUGAUUAUCGACACUGUCACUUGGCUCUGACUUCACUUGCUCAUUACCAUGCCAUGACAAUGAGUGCCGUGAGAAAAUGGAAGGAUCCAUCGACAGACGAGUUGUCCAACUUGCCAGAAUCAGUCAAGUUUCUUGUGAAGGAGAAAACAGUCUAUGAAGUCAGCGCCGUCCAAAUUGCCAGAGAUUUUUCCAAGAAGAUGAUUGAGUUCGCGCAAGAUGUCAAGCGGCCUGAUCUUGCAGAAUGGCUUACACAAUUGAUUGAUGAACGUUUGUCCGAGGUUAUUCUUGUCGACACGGUAAAAAGUUGCGGUCCAAUGGCUUGCAUUCUCCAUGGCGAUUUUUGGAACAACAACAUGCUCUUCAAAUACGCGGACGUUGAGGGAAAUGAGACCGAAUCGGCCGCUUCUUCUUCCAUUCCAGUGUCCUUGAAGCUGAUUGACUUUCAAAUGUCAAGGAUCGGCCAUCCGCUCACCGACAUCCUUUACUUUAUGAACGCUAGUGCCAAGCCGGAAGUUAGAGAGCGGCGCAUGAUAAGAUUGUUACGCCACUACUAUGACACGUUGACUGCUGAUUUGCGACUUCUCGGCAUUCCUCUCGAUAAUUGCUCUUUGCAAGACUUCCUGAGCGAGUACAAGAGAAGGUCGUUGAUGGGUUUGUUCUUUGGCGGCCUGAUCAUGUCGAUGGGACUAGCCAAAGCUGUCGUCUCUACGAUGCAACAGUUGGACGAAGAGGAGCAACUGAAAGAACCAGUCAACCGCACAAGUAAACAAGUUGUGAAAACUGAUUCAGAAGAUUUCAGCGGGAAGAGUGCAUCGUUUGAAGAGACUAUCAAGAACAUGAUGGCCUCACACAAGUUGAGCGAAAAUCCAAUCCUAACUGACCGCCUCCUAAGACUCAUCAUCCAAGUUCACACCUUGAACACCUCAUAAAUAAGAGAUAAUUAUUUUUCAUUUACUUUUAAGGUGUUUGCUAGCCUUGGAAGCGGUUGAAACCAGUCUCCACCAGUAUCGCACCCCACCUAAUUUGUUAUCAUUCUUUAUUGAUAAGGACCAGGAUGCGUUAUAUAAUGUAGUUUCCUAAUUCGUCAAGUGUUUUUAAGCCUGGACGAAUUGUAUAGAUUUUACAUCGAUUUUGUAUGGUGAAAUUCAUGAGUAACUAUAUAUUAAUUCAAUUAUAUGUGCCGAUCGAUAA
Messenger RNA from Daphnia pulicaria, 1859 nucleotides. RefSeq lists its product as uncharacterized. The record is from RefSeq and is a predicted model, not a curated record. The transcript has 6 exons. Lineage: Eukaryota; Metazoa; Arthropoda; Branchiopoda; Diplostraca; Daphniidae. The coding region runs from base 137 to 1597 and encodes 486 amino acids.